Messenger RNA from Suillus fuscotomentosus, 2307 nucleotides. RefSeq lists its product as uncharacterized. NCBI's taxonomy places the organism in Eukaryota, Fungi, Basidiomycota, Agaricomycetes, Boletales, Suillaceae. The record is from RefSeq and is a predicted model, not a curated record. Gene Ontology annotation, biological process: protein phosphorylation. Gene Ontology annotation, molecular function: ATP binding; protein serine/threonine kinase activity. Bases 1 to 2205 code for a protein of 734 amino acids. The transcript is spliced from 7 exons.
AUGGCCUCUUACGAAGUUGUGUCACAGUUCACUGAAGACGCAUUCGCCAACGAAGACCGCAUCUGUGAACACUCUACAUGUGCUGCAAAAAUUCAUAAGGGAGAUCCAUGUUUCUACAUUGCUACAAUAGUCACUGGCCAACGCGGGCGCUUUGUGUGCGCAGCUUGUCACCGACACUAUCAAGGCAAAGCAGCAACAUCCAUAAGGCCCACUGUUCAGUGUCCUGAUGCUCAAGUUAUCCGGCAAAACAUCAAUGCCGCAUGGAAACCAGCGUCGGUUGGGGCCAUUCAGCAGCCACCGCGUGUAGUUGCCACUAGUGCCUCUUAUGGUCGUGCUGGGCCAGAUAUAGCCGUUCCUUCCAGCUGGGGCAGUACCAACACUGGCCAGCCUGGCUACUCAGCAAACCAUGCACAGUAUGGCGCUGAACGAGAACGCUGGGCCAAGCAAGCAUAUGCUGUUCCCCCAGCAGAGACUAUUAGCUUAGAAGUCUCGGCUGUACGAGAAGGUGGAAAUAGGAGGAAGGGCGCCCAUGGCAUACCAUUUGGAAACAUAUGCGAGGGCAAGAAAGACGUUGACGCACGCAUUGAUGCACCAGGACUCAUUGCACUCGCUCUGGACACCAUCUGGCCAAAGAUACAAGCUUUUGCAGGAGGCUUUCCAUGGCGCCAAGACCAAUUCGUCAUUCGGGAUGGUGGAUGGGUUGAUUUAUCAACCCAUCCACCUCGUCAACCUUAUUUUUACUCUCAGUGUAUGCAUGCAACUCGCAAAGGCUCACGCGCUAUGACAUUCAAGCCAAAACAAUUCUUAUUGUACGUUGUUGUACCCAUGUCUCAGUGGGAGAACUACGAGACAUGGCUUGAUAAAGCUGAAGAGGAACGAUUUAGCACGCAUUCACGGCCCGAGUUACUCUCCACACCUUCUGUGAAAGAGAAUGUCCAUUUGAGCGCAGCAGCUGAUUCAUUGACCGUCUCAUCAUCUGAAGCACCAUCAUCUGAAGCGCCGUCUGAAGUGUCAUCCCAAGUGCCAGUCAAGCGGCGGUUUCUCCGUGAGAUCACUAGUAUCCCAUCCUCACCUCCCCUCAAGAAAGCAGCGCCUGCUAAGGUUGCUUUCCAUUCUCCAGAUCGAGAACACCUAAGGGAAGUUUUGAAGUCUGGUGGGACUGCAAACAUAAACGUCGAACAAAUGCUCACUAUCCAGCACGAGACCAUUGAAUUCUUCCCUGUCCCAACACGCCCACUAUCAGUCAUUUUAGAGGACCCGGAGCUUCACGCUGCCUUCCGCAUGGAUACCGAAUUGGGCCAUAGCGGCCAGCUUACAAUUCAGACUUCCACAGAUGAUAUGCUCGGCGCCGGAGGCUUCAAAACAGCCCAUCCAGGUUUCUUGACACUGUUCUCAGCCCCCGAAACUCUCCUAGGUUCACGUCCACGCCAAAAGGUUGCAGUCAAGCGACCCUUUUACAAGAAUUACCCUCCGGGCAGCAGCAAAAACCCGAUGAGAUUCUCGAUUGGACGUUAUACGAUAAGCGAUGAGCUUCCAAAGCUAUUCAAAGAGGCAAAUGUGCUUUACUGGGCACGUGCAUUGCUAACAUUUUCAUAUGAGUACAUUGACCAUUGUAUUUCGAACUCGUCUGAACCUCCACCCUUCCACAUCCCUCGCAUGCGCUUUGUUGAGGCUGGUCUCGCAUUAUCACAUGAUCAAGUACAACCUGGCCAUAAAUCGAAGUCGCCGACUCGGAUGCCUCGGGCUGGGUACCUUGUUGAAGAGUUGAUCCCUGACGACUUCCUCAAAUAUAUCCAUAAUAUGGAUUGCAACCCAAUGCUUGACCCAUAUGAGGUUGGCUACGAAAUUGCUGCAUUUUUAGCUUGCACACAACAUAUACAAUACGCCAAAACUGGCGGUCUCGCUUUCAUCUCCGAUUAUCAAGGUGGAUCCGAGAUUUUGUCCGACCCUCAAGUUCUUACUCAUCCGGACUGUAGCUUAGUCAGCAAUGGCAAGGAUGUCUUUGGGGAUGGCAAUAUUGAACGUGCAGUCAGUGCAUUCGAGCAGAAGCACAAUUGCAAUAAUUAUUGUAAAUGGAGCGGCUUUAAGCUAGAACUUUAUAAAGCAGCAGAGAUAGGGACGGAGAUGGAGAUAGGAACAGCUGGAAUGGAAUUGGGGACAGCUGAUAUGGAGAUGGGAACAGAGGCGGAUAUGGACUCUGCAUAGUAGAUUGGUUGAAUUUCUUGUUCUGUCGUCAUAGUCUAAACAUGGAUUGUUUCUCCGCGAUCAAUUUUAACACCAAGAUGUGACAGCACAUGUAUUGUACAA